Molecule: messenger RNA, 792 nt
Organism: Prunus avium (sweet cherry)
Lineage: Eukaryota; Viridiplantae; Streptophyta; Magnoliopsida; Rosales; Rosaceae
Product: putative germin-like protein 2-1
Molecular function (GO): manganese ion binding
Source: RefSeq, a predicted model, not a curated record
UUGGCAUCUGACCCGAGUUCUCUUCAGGAUUUCUGCGUGGCUGACGCAAAGAACUCAGUACUUGUGAAUGGUCUUGUCUGCAAGGAUCCCAAGCUUGCUGAAGCCAAUGACUUCUUCUCCAGUGGGCUUCAACUAGCAGGCAACACAUCAAAUGCAGUUGGCUCCAGUGUGACCCCUGUCAACGUAGCCCAAAUUGCAGGACUUAACACUCUUGGUAUCUCUAUUGCACGUAUCGACUAUGCACCAUGGGGUAUUAACCCUCCCCACACACAUCCUCGAGCGAGUGAAAUCUUGACAGUCCUGGAAGGGAGCCUCAAAGUGGGUUUUGUCACUUCCAACCCCGAAAACCGUCUCAUCACCAAGGUACUUGAGAAGGGUGAUGUGUUUGUGUUCCCUGUCGGUCUCGUGCAUUUCCAACAAAAUGUGGGAUAUGGUAAUGCAGUUGCCAUCGCAGCUCUCAGCAGCCAAAAUCCAGGUGUCAUUACCAUUGCACAUGCAGUAUUUGGAUCAAAGCCCGACAUCUCUGCUGAUAUUCUUGCAAAGGCUUUCCAAGUGGAGAAGAACACAAUCUACAAUUUCCAGUCAAAGUUUUAGAGUACCAUAUGGAGCCUCUAAUUCACCGAAAAGGGACAGACAAUUCAUUUGAAGUGUGCAAUGUAGUGUUAAGAAAAUUGUUACAGUUUAUUUCUCGUUGCAGUCAUGUUGGUCUAAUAUUAAUUUCGUCUGAUUCAGAAUCAUUUGUUUAUGGUCACUUAGAAAUGUGCUCAAGUUGAUUUGUUAUUUGUUUGAUUC